GAACCCAACAAGGGGGUUCCAUGAGGAACCUAAGACCUGGGUUCAUGAAACCCAAAUUUGGGUUCCGUGAGGAACCCAGUAGCGGGUUUUGCGAACCCAACUAUUGGGUUUCGCAAACCCAGUCCCAAAUUUGGGUUCCUCCCGGAACCCAAAGGAACCCAGCAACUAGAAUAGCUGGAAGCAUAUGGAGAUGGAAUUUAGAGAGAAAAGGUGCUUUGUUGAGCAUAGGCUGUGAUGAGCAAGAUCCCAGAUGCCCAUAUUGGUCCCAUUCUGAUCACAAAUUUCAGUUCUUCCACUCGAUGAACAAUGUUUAAUCUCUAUAGAUUGGGAGAUUUUGUGUUGUCUUCUUCUGUCACGAUGGCUGCCUUAUCUAGAAAUCUACAAUUCAAGCAUGUAUGACAUUAAAAUUAUUUUGUCCAUUUCCCUCUCAAUCAUGUACCUAAGUCCAUUAUUGCGUUUGUCUGCUUUCAAACAUCAAACUUGCAACUUGUGUGGUUGUGUUUCAUGAACCCAGGUCUUGGGUUC
Molecule: messenger RNA, 525 nt
Organism: Rubroshorea leprosula
Lineage: Eukaryota; Viridiplantae; Streptophyta; Magnoliopsida; Malvales; Dipterocarpaceae
Source: the annotation of a GenBank genome assembly